UUUUGUAUAAAAUUAAUGUCGAUUCCUCGUUUUGGCACAGACGUCCCACAGCGCUAUCCAUAGCCACUUGUGCCUUCUCACCAUGAAUUCUUUAAUUUGGUUUAUGUUUGCGGCCCUCGCUAUUGUCGUAGUGCAAUCCAAGCGGUUAGACCCCGGGCCACAAACAUUUAUCGAUAAGACACCAGCAGUGCAAAAUCCUCAGAAGAGGUAUGCCACAAAAGAAGUCGUAGUUUACCUUACACCAAGCCAAAUUAAGGCGAUACAAGAAGGUAAAGGUUUUAUCAGUGCCGAGCCAGCGGAUCAAGCUGAACCUGCUGAAGAAACUGAACAAGAGACUGAGGAGCAGCAGCCGGAACAGGAUGACCUUUUCGAAUUGAGUCCUGAAGAGUUAGAGCAAUCUCAAGCAGCUGAGGAGGAAGAAGAUCAGGCUGCGCCUACGAUACCUGUGGAAGAGCCAACCUCGGAACAAAUUGAAGAUGACCCUCAGUUCGCUUGGCUUUUCAGGCAAGACGAUAAGAAUUUCGUGCCAUCCCCCGAAGAUCCUUACGCUUACUUGCGUUACUAUCCCGAAACUGAAACACAAACUGAACAAGCUCAGUCACCUGAGACAGAAGAGGAAGUUGAAGAGGAAACAGAAGAAGCUCAACCUGAGACUCAGCAAGAUCAAGAGCAACAGCAAAGAUUCCGACUAGUUCCCUUCGAGUCUGCUUCUGAAAAACCUGCCCCAAGCACGACCAAGGCUCCUCAAGAAGAACCAAUCAGAGAACGUUGGCUGCGCUUGUUGGAGUUGAACCGUUCUCAAUUGAGAAAACAACUGGCCUCACAACAAUCCACGACUACAACUACUACAGAGCAACCGAGACCAGACGGUGAGACUACCUUGGGCAGAUUCCGAUUCUCUGCGAGAUAUAAUGACCAGAGACAGGCGAUUGAAAACGAGGAACGCCGUAAAGUUCAGUUGGAAAAACUAAGAGCCAAUAUAAGAGCGGAAGGUCGUGGUAACCGCGCGCCAUUCGUUAUUCGCAAAGAUGGUACUAUUGCAAGGCAACGCCAGUCUUCUUUAGUGAAGCACGUUAAAGUUCCUACACCUGUUUUAGUCCCGAUCCCGGAGCCAUUCGAAGUGAAAGUUCCUCAUCCCUUCCCCGUUCCUUUGGAAAUUUUCAGACCUCUUGCUAACCAAUCAGGCAAAUCUAAAAAAGGAGAAGCAAAGAAAGCAGCCGCUGCCGCUCGUAUUGAAAACGAAAGACCAAGAACUACGACUACAAGAAGACCAACAACAACAACGACAACGACAACAACAACAACGACUGAGCGCCCCUCUGCACCGGAGCGUCGGGUACCUUCUGAUAACAGAAAGGAAGUGACAGUAGAAGUACCAACCCGCCAGAGAGGCCAGCCAGAGAGGAUAACCAUCAUCCGACACAUCUGGGACAAAUAGUUAAUUAACGCUAAAUAGGUUAUCAUUGUUGUUGUUUCAUUUUAUAAAAUUUGUUGAGUGUUCUAUUGAAUUUAUGGUUGAUUCAUGGUGAUGUCUGUUAUUUAAGUAUACGUUGUUUUUUUUCUAC
Messenger RNA from Papilio xuthus (Asian swallowtail), 1565 nucleotides. The record is from RefSeq and is a predicted model, not a curated record. Lineage: Eukaryota; Metazoa; Arthropoda; Insecta; Lepidoptera; Papilionidae.